AUGACUGAAAAAAAAUUUCUUUUUGUUAUUCCACCGGAACAUGUUCGACAUUUUGGUAAAGCUUUACAAGUUUUAACAAAACUCGGUGAAGAAAUUUAUAUUGAAUUAAUAACAAAAACGAGUGGUUUAAGUUUUCGUACAGCAAAUCAAUCACGAUCAUCAUAUUCAUGUAUUACAUUUUAUCGAGAGUUUUUUCAAGAAUGGCCACAAGAUGAUUUACAAAAAGAAAAACUUAAAUGUCGAAUUUCAGCUAAACGAUGUAUGUCUGCAGUACAGGCUGUUUUAUCAAGUAAAUUAACACGACUUGAGCUUGUUUUCGAUGAUCGAAAAUCGAAUUUAUCAUUUACACUUCAUUGUCGAUAUAAUAUUAUUAAAGUUCAUUCAUGUUUUUAUAUUGAUUGUGAAAAACUUCAAGCACGUUUUGAUAAACAAUCAUAUAAAAAUUGUGUAUCAAUUAUGAGUAAAACAUUACAAGAUUUAACAGCUCAUUUUCCAGCUAAAUGGGAUGAAAUAACUAUUCGUGCAACAAAAGAUCAAUUUAUUAUUAAAAAAUGUGAUGAAAUUGUUCAUGAUGAUGACAGUGUUGCUUAUGGUAUGAAUUUUCAAGUUGUUUGUGAACCAAGAGAAUUUAUUGGUUAUGAUAUACAAUAUAAAUCAGAUAUUACAUUUUGUCUACGAGAAUUUAAAUUCUUAUUAGGUUUAGCUGAUUUACUCAAUUUACCUAUGACAAUAUAUUUCGAUAGUCGUGGACGGCCAAUUAUUUUUUGUUUCGAUGCAGAAGAAUUUUAUUUUGAUGGUACUUUUGUAUUUGCUACUAUUGCCAAUCGAGAAGGUGAAGUUGAUGCAUCCUUUAGUAUGAGUCAAUCAAAUGUAAAUGAUACUUCAACAAUGGAUGAAGAUGAUCUUGUUUCUUAUCGGCAACAUACAAUAAAUACAACUGGCGCGAAUCGAGGAGGAAAAAAACGACCUGCACCAUCAACAUCAGCAACGAAUACAAAUCCAAUUGAUGAAGAACCUGAUUUUGAUGAAGAUAAUCCACCAAUUAAUCCUAAGCAACGAAUCAGUACGACAUACGAUAAAAACACUACGAGUACAGAAUUUGGAGAUACGACAUAUACAGUAUUGAGUCAACAAUCAAUUGUUGGAUUACAACAAUCAGAAGAUUUUAUGGCUGAUAUGACUGAUGAUGAAGAUGAAGAAAACUAA
Rotaria sp. Silwood1 is the source of this 1206-nucleotide messenger RNA. Lineage: Eukaryota; Metazoa; Rotifera; Eurotatoria; Philodinida; Philodinidae. The record is from the annotation of a GenBank genome assembly.